Lytechinus pictus (painted urchin) is the source of this 3523-nucleotide messenger RNA. RefSeq names its product protein MFI-like. The transcript has 11 exons. NCBI's taxonomy places the organism in Eukaryota, Metazoa, Echinodermata, Echinoidea, Temnopleuroida, Toxopneustidae. The coding region runs from base 538 to 1698 and encodes 386 amino acids. The record is from RefSeq and is a predicted model, not a curated record.
UGUUUACUGCCGUGGUUACGGACUUGACAACGGACGCCGAUUCGCUCAGUGCGUUCUGUACGGAAUCUGGAAAACUUCUCCCCGAGGGUUGAGGGGCAAAAUCAGGGUCAUGUCUGGAGGACAAUUGAAUUGGUUAUGGCGCACGGGCAGUCGACAGAGUGUUUGAUGAUUUUAUGCCAUGAUGUUGUCCUGCAAAGAAGCAACAAAAUUAUUGAGACUGGUGAAGUUUAAAGGUGUCGUUUAUUUGAUGUCCUAAAUGCUCGGGCCAGCGUUGAGCAAAACAGACCUGUAUCAAGUGUUUACAGUACGUUUCUUGCCUCAAGGGCUUCCUCGUAUCAACGUUCAGUCGCUGCUGUCAACCAGUCUAAAGAGCAGGAGUCCAGGGUACGAGAGUCAAGGUUGCAGGAAUAUUAUCAGAACUGUUGUCGGAAAGCAGAGGACAGAGGGGAGGAGUGUAUCACAUUUGAAGACUUCUGUGCCCACUUCAUUCAGAGCUGGUGGCACAAGGUCCACACCAGACGUCAGCUCCAAGGCAUCAUGGCUGCCGUCACACCUCUGAAGAGUGCCUCAUCCGUUGGCAAGUCAGUAUCCAUCGUCCUCUCACCAGAGACAGGUGUGGUCAGGGGUGAGAUCCACACACCAGGGGCACCACCCCCAUCAGUCAAGGCAGAGUCGAGGAGGUCGAGGAAGUCGGUGCCGAUCAAGAAGAAGAAGAAGAAGAGAACAGAGCCAUUGGUGCCCAACGAGGCAGCAGCUAUCAUUCAACAAGCAUGGAGGAGACAUAUUGAUGUGCAGGUGUACCGCUACUACAGAGACCUCAUCAACUUCCGUUGCCGUGGUAACCCAGCGAUGAUGCUGCGUUGCAUCAAUCCAAAGGAGGCUCGUUUGCUGGAUGCUGCUGCAGGGAUCCACAUCAAGUUUAGACUUGCCGGGGCCAAGUUUCCACCGAACAUCUACUACAAGAUCUUCACCCAUCGGACCAUCAUCGACAUGUGUGCCAACAGCCCUAAAGACUACACCAAGGCCAGUACCAAACGGUUCGCUGCCAGGGAUGUCCACAAUCGUAGAGAGCAGGGCAGUCCAAACCUUGGGCAAGGUGGUGGUGAGGUGGAAAAGACAGGAUGGUAUCAGAGAGAGGAGAAUAAUGGAUGGAGGCUUGUUUCUGAUAGGUUGAUCUUGAGAGCAGACCAGGACCCAAUUACAUGGGAGAGUUCCAGGACCAAAAAAGAUUUCCAACAUUCCAAGCUCCUUCGGAAGGAAGACGUUGAGAAGAAAAAGAAGAGGACAAAACUAGAAUGGAUGAAAAAAAUGUACAAAGAAGGCAUGCUCCAAGCCCAGGCCGACGAUGAGGGUCUGAACACUCUAGUUGAGGAUGCUACCGACGGUCUCAUGGCUCAGAUAGAGAACAAAGGACCAGAUUCUGUGGAUGACUGGGAGGUCGAUGAACUCCUACAGUGGACCAGCGGAUUGAACUUUGAUGACUACCAGAAAUCAUGGAAGGAGAUAGCCACUUCUGCAGGAUCAGAGACAUAUAUAGAUGAAAGGCUGCAGUUCAAGACGAGCAAGCAGGAUCCUUAUGAGUUCACUUUCACCAUGAGAGAAUCUCUCCCUUCCCCACCCUCACCAUCUAGAGUCACCACGGCCAAGACAAGAAGCGCAACAACAAAACAUCAGAUAGAAGACAUAGCUGUCAACUGAUAUAGAAAGAGAAAAGACUUUCACGCUGCAAUUGGAAGACAUAAUUGUUAAUUGAGAUUGAAAGAGAAAAGACUUUCAUGCUGCAAAAAAGGGGAAGAGAGACCAAAACAACUACAAUUUGCAUUUACUGUCCAUGGAAACAGCCAAAAUGGCCUGGAAAUGUCAAUUUUUGACACUUUGGAUGUUGCUUAUUGAGUCUGUCCAGUUCAGAAGGAGUAAGCACAGAGAUACAGGUACAGUCUCAGCCACCAAGCUUCACCUCUUUAGUUAUGUCUAAAUGCAUCAACACACCUUCUAAUAAAUGACCUAGCAGUCAGCUGCAAUAGUCAGUGAAACCCAUUCAAAGUAUAUUCUAAAAGUCUUCAUCAAACGUUCACCUAUAAGUAUGUCUGACAUUGCAAUGGCAGAGGCCAUUGGUGCUGGACUGUCUGAUCUAAUAUGCUUUUGAGGGUGAUCUUGGGGAACCAUGAGAAAACACACUAAAGGUCAAGCCCACCCUAGAAAAGUGUUGAUUUGAAUAAAUAGAGAAAAAUCAAACAAGCACAACACUGAAAAUUUCAUCAAAAUCGGAUGUAAAAUAAGAGAGUUAUGACAUUUUUAAUGUUUCACUUAUUUUUCCACAAAACAAUGAUAUUCACAACUCAGUGACAUUAAAAUGAGACAGUUGAUUGAUGAUGUCCAGAACUCACUACUUCUUUUGUUUUUUUAUUGUUUGAAUUAUACAAUAUUUCAUUUUUUACAGAUUUGACAAUAAGGACCAACUUGACUGAACCAUAUAGUAUCAAACAAUGCUCAUUCCACAGUUCAGGGGGAAUUAAUUUGUUUCACUUGACAAUGAGAAAAUUAGAAUGUUUUGAAUUUCAUAAAAUAAAAUGUAAAAGAAAUAGUGAGUGAAUGACAUCAUCAGUCUCCUCAUUGGCAUAACGACAAGGAUGUGCAUAUAACUGUUUUGUGAAAUUAAUUGAAACUUUGGAAUGCCAUAAAUUUCUUAUUUUACAUUCGAUUUUGAUGAAAUUUUUAGUGUUUUGCUUGUUGGAUUUUUCUCUUUAAAUUCAAAUAAAUUUUUUGUUGGGGUAGACUUGUCCUUUAACCGUCCAAACUUUUAUCUUUAUGACGUCAAUGGCAUUACUUUUGACAUAAUACAAUCAAGAAUCAGUCACUUUUAUAUAUAAUGCUUACAGCAUUGCUGCUGACCCAAGCACUCAGAAUUUCAUGAAGUGAUGGACACCUUUUCCUGCAUCAACAUUUGACAAAUCACCUUGCUCCUCAUUUAUUUACAAAGAAACAGAUCAUAAUCUCCUGGAUGAUACAUUGAUAGAUUUCCAUACCUGAGAUAGAUGUGAUCAAUCACAAUUCUUUGUAAACAGGGACUCUGAAUUACAUGAACAUCAGUAAUUAUAAUGGAAGCAGUGAUUUAGGAACAUACACAAUCUAAACAUGCCAAAGUUUAAAGCAUCCAGGAGAGACUAUAUUUAUGACAAAUAUACUUUUUUAUUAGAAUCUUGAGAAAUUUAUUGAUAUGUAAAUAAUGCUCAAUCCUAAAGAUGUUUUCCCAGGCUGCAGAAAUAAUCCAAAUUAGCACUAUAUUAAAGGGUAUAAUAAUAGCAUCUCCAAUAUAUGAACCCUUUGGCAGUGAGAUAAAUGUUGAAGAUGAUUGGUAAACAUUUAUAUGUCAUGAGUAGCUCUAUUCCAUUCUUCCAAUUAUCUGCCGUCCAGCGUCUUUAUUGCAUCAACGUUUUCUAAGUAAUAUAUAUACAUAAUUAUAUUAAUUUUGAUGUAUUUACAUUGCAUAUUGCAAUAAACUUUGUAAGCCAUUUAUAUUAUA